Molecule: messenger RNA, 1555 nt
Organism: Sitophilus oryzae (rice weevil)
Lineage: Eukaryota; Metazoa; Arthropoda; Insecta; Coleoptera; Curculionidae
Exons: 2
Coding region: 206-1555 (449 amino acids)
Source: RefSeq, a predicted model, not a curated record
UGUGAUAUCUCGCUUGGUGAUUCACACAGGUGGGGAUUAUAUUCAUCCUUUUUUCUAAAGUUGAUGUAGAAAAAAAUCUACGCAGAAAGGUUUAGAACAUUAAAAACAACUAAAUAAGUUUAAAAAGCAUAUAGGACAUAGUGCGAGGAGUGAUUUGAGUACUAUUAAGUUUGGUGUUGUUUGUGGUAAUUGAAAAUAAUCCACAAUGGAUAUAUCGAGUGAGCUCGUCAAGUUAUUGUCUGAUUUAUCAAUAACAACUGGAGACAGGGAAAAAAGUGAUGCUUGGAGAAAAGCACUAGAAAAUGCAUAUAAUGCCGGAGUUACUAACUGGAAUGAUAGUGGUAGUAGAAGUAGAAGAUACAGGCGUUACAGAUCUCUAGAAGAUUUAUGUAGUCCACUCCUUACUGAUACAUAUACUAGCCAUGCUCCAAAAGAGAAUGAUAAGGAUUUAUUCAUUAGAGAAACUAUGGAUGCCCAACAUCAAGAAGUUAAAGGUGAUAUUCCCAAAAAAUGUCACAGCUUUUCUCAUCUUGAAAAGAUCGGAAAGUAUGUUAAUCGUAAUGAAACAACAAUUAAAAGAAAAAAUGAAUAUACAGAAGAUUAUAAUAGAGAAACUAUAUCAAAAUAUAAUUCACCUUCUGCAGAAAUUAAUAAUGAAUUAGUUGAAGCCCAACAAAAUUCAAUUUCAAAUGAUGCAGCCCGCGUUCAAAGAAACGAUGAAUAUACAGAAGAUAAUAAUACACAAACUUCAAAAGAUAAUCCACCUUUUGCAGAAAUAAACAGUGAAUUUGAUGAAACCCAACAAAAUUCAAUUUCAAACGAUGCAGUCCGUGUUCAAAGAAAAUAUGAAUAUACAGAAGAUAAUAAUACACAAACAUCAACAGAUAAUCCACCUUCUGCAGAAAUUAACAGCGAAUUUGGUGAAACCCAACAAAAUUCAAUUUCAAAUGAUGCAGCCCGUGUUCAAAGAAAAGAUGAAUAUACAGAAGAUAAUAAUACACAAACAUCAAAUGAUAAUCCGCCUUCUGCAGAAAUUAACAGUGAAUUUGUUGAAACCCAACAAAAUUCAAUUUCAAACGAUGCAGCCAGUGUUCAAAGAAAAGAUGAAUAUACAGAAGAUAAUAAUACACAAACUUCAAAAGAUCAUCCACCUUCUGCAGAAAUUAACAGUGAAUUUGACAAAACCCAAGAAAAUUCAAUUUCAAACGAUGCCACCAGUGCUCAAAGAAAAGAUGAAUAUACAGAAGAUAAUAAUACACAAACUUCAAAAGAUCAUCCACCUUCUGCAGAAAUUAACAGUGAAUUUGACAAAACCCAAGAAAAUUCAAUUUCAAACGAUGCCACCAGUGUUCAAAGAAAAGAUGAAUAUACAGAAGAUAAUAAUACACAAACUUCAAAAGAUCAUCCACCUUCUGCAGAAAUUAACAGUGAAUUUGACAAAACCCAAGAAAAUUCAAUUUCAAACGAUGCCACCAGUGCUCAAAGAAAAGAUGAAUAUACAGAAGAUAAUAAUACACAAACUUCAAAAGAUAAUCCACAAAUUUGCAGAAAUUAA